GUCGAUAGUCGAAUAUUUACAAAACAACAAUUUUCUCUCUCAUUAUUUUUAGUUUCAUAGCACUUUUCCUUAAUUUAUCAUCCAGUUUUAAUUAUUAUUGUGUUUAUUUGUGAUUUCCAAAUUGGAUUAAAUCAAAGUUUAAGUUCUGACGGCAUUCGAGAUGGACACAUUAUCGUCGUUGAUGGAAGUUAAGUUGGAUAUUCGUGAAAGGCGAACAGAGUGGCUACCUUUAAGAUCGUGGACUCGUUGUUACAUUAAAAUCGAAGCAAUCAAGUGUUUUCCCUGCUAUAUAAAAAUAACUUUCCAUAAAACUGUUAACGAGAAUGACAAUGGACUCGUCUUGAGAAUCAACAUUCCAGGCUUAGAAAUAUAUCCGGUUAAAUCGAGGACAAAGGAAUAUGCUUAUGGCCUAUAUUGGAAACAAAACCGAAAGAAUUGCAUGGCAUUCCUAUCAUUAGCAUCAAAACUAAGCAUGGAAGCUCACAUGCGUUGGGUUGAAUGUCAAAUUCAAAGUCUGGAAACAUAUCGGCGAGAAAUCUUGCAAAGCAGCCGGUGCAGUAGAAUAGAACAAAGUCUAUUUGAAACGGAUGACUCUGGAAUAUAUCAAAAUAUGAACGAGACAUGUAAAGUGCGUGAUGUGAAUGACAUUCUCGGUCCGUUGCCGAAAGUUCCAAAUGGUCAUCGUGACAGUGAUAAGAAUUGGUCGAGAAGAGUGUCAACAAUGUCGGGAAUUUAUGAAGAGAUUCCUGAGCCGACAGACAGGCAAAGAAAUAACAGAGACUCGGUUAUUUACGAAGUCAUGACAUUAAAUCGCCUCGAACAAAAUUCAUCCCCGCCUCCACUUCCACCUCGAGUUCGUAAAAACACUGACUGUUCAAGUCUCCAACGUUCCUACACAACACCAGAAAGUGAAAUGGUCAAGAAGAAAUGGAGUCUGUUCGAGAAUGUGUUCGGUAAGUCAAAAAGAUCGGAACUGAAACGAAGAGAAAGAAAUGUCGCGCCACAACCAAGAGAACUUCAACUGCUGAAAGCGAAACGCAACAGCUUUUCAAGUCCCGAUUUGUCACAUCUUGAUGUCAGCUUCAACAAUUCUUUGUGUGCCAACUGUUCAUUUGAUCUGGAAAAUCCUGCGAAUAUUAGUUCAAGUAACUCUUAUGAGUUAGAAAAUGUUUUUGAAGAUGAAGCUGAGAAUUCCGUCGAUCAAGUUGAUUCAAAUAUUUCCCACAAUAUCAAACCAAAUUUCGAAUUAAGAUUGGAUAAAAAUGUAUCGGCUGUUAAUCUCGUUGGAAGUAAUUGUUUAUUGAAUCAUCACAUUGAAUCAACAUCGCCAAAAAGUCAACCGGCAUCGAGUCCGCCAGGUUAUCUUGAAAUGCGACCUGGACGUGGAUUUGACAUGAAAAAAGUUGAAGAACUUGAUAAGCAACUUAUGAAUGAUGUUCUCUAUCGACUGAAAUAUUCUUUCGAUAGUCCAAUUACAUAUAAACGUGAAUUUGAUUACGACAUUUUACCUCCAACAUCGGCAACAAUGACAAUGACAACAGUAGAGAAGAAUAAGAAUGAAAUUUAUCAAAAUAAUCAAGAAAAUGAACCACAUUACGUUUGCAUGACAAAGCGAGCUAACGAAUUCAGUCCCAAAAUACCUCCAAGAACACCAAAGAUCGAUGAACCGACUUAUGUUCCAAUGAACCGCGUUCCACCGACCGUUAUCAUCGAAUCAUAUCAAAAUGUCCGGAAUAAUCAGAUUGAAAGUACAAAAACGAACAAGAGACUUUCAGUUGAUGAUAAAAUCGCGUCUUAUUAUCCAAACUACGAUGUUCCCGUUAAGUGUAACAACAUCACUAAUCUUCGAAAUGCAACGGAUGAAAACUCCAUUGCAGCAAAGAAACAAACUCAAAAUUCACCAAAAAUUAAAUCACCGGAAUCGUCAAUUCAGAAUUCUCGUAAAUUUACAACGCCAAUUAUGAUUCCAUCAACAAAAAUGUCGGAACGUCGUGUUAAUUCAUUAAAAUUGGAAGAUAAUAACAAUAAUAAUGAUUUAAGAAGUUUGCAAGUCAAUAAAAAAUAUGCAACAAUAUCAAGACUUAACUCAGAUGAUCUCAGUCGCCGUCAUAAUCAAAAUCUUUUAUCAUCGCCAUCAGCUGUCGUUAAGAAAUCUGGAUCGAUAUCACCGACAAGUAUUAAAAGAUUUACGUCACUUCCGCGAUUCAAAAAAUUUGAUUUCUCACCAUUGCGACUUAAAAUAUCAAACGUAUUACAAAGAAAUAAUUCUGGAGGAUGUUAAAUGGACAUAAAAAGAUCACUCACCACACAUCAUCAUUACAAGCCAACCAGGGUACAAAGAAAAACGAUUGUUCUUCAUAUCAAUGAAUUUGCUCAUAAUUUGAUUCAUAUCAUGACUUAUCUAGCUCAAUGAAGUGUCGAAAGUUUAAAGAAAGAAUUUUAGUUUCAUCUCUUGCGAAUGAAUGCCUCAUACAUAUUGAUAAAAAAGAAACAUGAAUACAUAUAUCUACUUAAGUAGCCUAAAUUGCCCUCUUGACUGAACGUACAUCAGUCAACAAAUUUGCUUCGAUAUGCCUUUUUGCCAACUUGUCGCUCAAUUGAAAAAUAUAAUUAAAUGAGUUAGCAUUUUCAUAUAAAUAAUUCAGCAACUAAGUUUUAAAUCAAAUGUUACGAUUCUCAUUUCUCUAUCAUUCUUUUUCUUUAUAUUUUUAUUUAUGUUUUAUACUAUGCUGUGAUGUAAGAAAGAAAAAUUAAUGUUGCGCGAUAUAUUCUCGAAUUUGAAAGACUUCCAGUCGGAUUUGUGAUGUCUCCUUCAAGCGCGACUUCUUUGAUUAUCAUUUAGACAGCCGAAAUAUUUUCUUUUAAGACUUUCAAGGAUUACCUAACUUUUUUAAGAGACAUCACAAAUCAGUGCUUAAUUUAAUAAUAAUAAUAAUAAUAAUAACAAUAAAAAUAUUAAUAAGGAAGCGUUGCUUAAAAUUUGUUGCUUAUUUCAUAAAGAAAAAAUAAUUAAUAUGUUGUACUUAGCGGUAAAUUGAAUAUUUAAGACACAAUUCCAAAAUUAUCUCAUUAAAUUUUUCCGAAAAGUUACAGAAAAGCGUGUAAAGAAAUUGAAAUUAGUUUGAAAUUGGCUAACUAAGCGUCUGUUGUUGCCGGCUUUUCGAGUAAUUUCAUUUUCUAAUUUGGCUUUAAACGCGAGCUUAAUCUUUAAAGAAAUUUCACAUAUCCACAUUUUAACACAGAAAUAUUUCUAUUCGUGCUGACGGCCACAAGUAUUUACAAUGUCAAUGAUUUUAACUAAAUAUUCGUAAAAUCAUGCUUAAGAUAAGAAAAAAUAAAAGAAAAAGUUUCAAAG
This is a messenger RNA of Clunio marinus, 3355 nucleotides long. Lineage: Eukaryota; Metazoa; Arthropoda; Insecta; Diptera; Chironomidae. The record is from the annotation of a GenBank genome assembly.